This is a messenger RNA of Aspergillus sclerotioniger CBS 115572, 1747 nucleotides long. RefSeq names its product TFIIH complex kinase subunit CCL1. Gene Ontology annotation, biological process: regulation of transcription by RNA polymerase II; regulation of cyclin-dependent protein serine/threonine kinase activity. Gene Ontology annotation, cellular component: nucleus; transcription factor TFIIK complex. Bases 184 to 1467 code for a protein of 427 amino acids. NCBI's taxonomy places the organism in Eukaryota, Fungi, Ascomycota, Eurotiomycetes, Eurotiales, Aspergillaceae. The record is from RefSeq and is a predicted model, not a curated record. The transcript has 2 exons. Gene Ontology annotation, molecular function: cyclin-dependent protein serine/threonine kinase regulator activity.
CCAGUAGUUCAAGUGCCCCUGUUACACGGACGUCGACAGUCUUCAAGAAUUGAGGCGGAGGUCAUUGGUGGGUGAAGACAGGCGCCUAUCGAUAAGCACGUGGAUUUGCGGCGGCCUUCAACUUCUCCGACGCAGACACUUCGAACACUUCUGCACUGCACCUCCUGACCAGCCCCUUCCACCAUGAUCGAAGACGACGUGUACCGAUCAUCCUCCCAGUUCCGACUGUGGUCCUUCACCGAAGCAUCUCUGAAAUCAUUACGAGCAACCACCAACAGCGUCGCGAGUGACCGGGUGCGAGCAGCUCUGCGACGAGCACAAGAUGCCCGACGAUCCGCCAACUCCUCCACAACAGGGACACCAGCCCCCGGAAGUGAUGCGGAGAGCAAAGGAACGGAGGAGAAAGCAAUCGAUUGCCUGACACCAGAGGAAGAGCAGCAGGUGGUGGACUACUACUCCGAACAGAUCAUACAACUCGGCGAGAACUACAAGCCACCGCUUCCAACCAUAGUGCGAGCCACAGCAAUUCAAUACCUCCGUCGCUUCUACCUAACCAACUCGCCGAUGACCUACCACCCGAAACAAAUCAUGCCAUGCGCCCUCUUCCUCGCCACCAAAACUGACAACUACUACCUCUCCCUCCGGCAAUUCACCGAAGGCGUCCCCGGCCAGCCCUCUGCAGAAGAUAUUAUCGCCCCCGAAUUCCUCGUCAUGCAAAGCCUCCGCUUCACCUUUGACGUGCGCCACCCCUUCCGCGGCCUCGAAGGCGGAGUCAUGGAACUCCGCGCCAUAUCCCAAGGUCAAGGACAACCGGCACCACACCUCCCAGGACAGACCCCCGAAGACCUACGCCGGAGCCUCCUGUCCCUAUCCCCAUCCUCAGCAUCAGCAACUGCGAUGAACGACCGCAUCUCUCGCGCCCACCACGCCACCCGCGAGAUUCUCAAAACCGCCGCGCAAAUCACAGACGCCUACUUCCUCUACACGCCCUCGCAGAUUUGGCUCUCCGCGUUCCUCAUCUCCGAUCGUCCCUUAGCUGAAUACUACCUCGACACCAAACUCGGCGGCCCCAUCACAUCCCAACAAGAAGGAAACCCCCUCUACGCUCUCCGCACCAAGCUCCUCCUCACACUCAACAACUGCGCCACCAUCCUCCAGGCCUACAAAUCCCUCGCCUCAGACGACGUCCGCAUGAAAACCCUAAAGCGCAUCAUCGGAAAGAAACUCUACCACUGCCAAAACCCAGAGAAAGCCAACCUCGCAGGCCAAAAACGCAUCCCCGCUGCCGCCGCCGCAGCGGCCUCAACAGCGACCGGCGAAUCCGGAACAUCAGAGAGUGAAAUAGAGCGUCUGGCAAAGAAGAGGAAGCUCGAACGUGGGAAUGAGCCGAAAGAUCUUUUUGGAGGAGAGUUGGUCAUGCAACGGACCAAGGAGAAGCAAUUGGAAGGUCAAGGGCAGCAACAAUAGGACGCAGGAUCCUUUUUCCUUUUUACCUUUAGAAUAUAUUUUUUGAAUGGGGACGGAAGUUCAUUAUCGUUUUGAGCGUGCAGGUAGGCGCAAUGCAUGGAAAAGCAUUUAUUGGUUUGGACGAAUGUGCUUUGCGGUUAGUCUUAAUUACAUAUUCAAUAGAGGUGCAGCUCAGUAUUAUGUCUGCGAUUAACCGACUAAGAAUCUAGAUUUCGACAGUAGUUCCUUUGAAGCUACUAGACUGAAAAUCUUGCACGCACUAGGAAAGCUACGGUUCAAA